UCUAAAAUCUACUCGUCAAGCAAAAUAGUUUGUAUAGAACUCCUUCUCUUUAAACAGGGGUUUAAUAUGAUAAAAUUGUCGCAGUUUCGAAAACUCUUUUAAACCCAGCUAAAACCCUAACGUCUAUUUUCCAUUUCCAAACUAACUAAAUGUACAGUCAAUUGCUGUUCGUUUUUUGCUGAAGUUGCUGAUGAGAUGCACGCCAGAAACACGAUAGCGGGCGCUGCUCGUCGCUGUAAAAAACUCGGACUUAAUCGUCAAUGCCCGUUAUAUGAAAACACCCUUCAAUCAGAGGCUUUUUCGGAGUGUGCUGAAAAUGGCUUACUGUCGGUUGUGAUAGGUAAAACCCUUAACACGGUCGGCAGAGGCGCGAAAUCCCACUUCGUUCGUGGGUUUUAUAGCUCAUCCAGCGCUAAUCCUCAAAAUGAUGAUGACUGCGAUGCAUACAGCUCGGUCACAAGUUCGAUUCACAGGGAGGAAGAGGGCAAGGCCUCAACCGUGGAGCCUAUUUGGAACGCCGCCUACAGAGCGAAGGUCGACGAAGUUGUCUUCGGCAUCAAACAAAACGGACAGAAAAAUAAUGCUUCAGAGAGUGCUUCGGGAGACAGUGCGGAAAAGUCUGAAGGAGGUCGGGGGUUGCAGGCCGCUGAAGAAAAGCUCAAGAAGGCUAAGGAGUUGAUUAUGAAGGAAUUUGCAAAGGAGAAACAGAAAAUCGUUUCAAAGAAGGUUGAAGGAAGUCCAUGGAUGCAGAAGGAGGAGGCCAUGGUUGGACUUGCUGAGAGAAAAGAGAAAUUUAUGAAGGGGAAGGGUCAAUUUGCCAACGUAAAUGAAAAACAUGAUUCUAAGAAGGUCAAGGGACGUCCACUGGCUACGCAGAAGGAGGCCAACCAGAGAGUUACAAAGGAAAAAGAUAAAUUUGUUAAGAAUAAUGAUAGAUUUGCCAAGGAAGAGGGGAGUUUUGUUCUGCGGAAGCUUAAAGGAGCUAGGAAAAGUGAGACGGUUGAAUCAAAGAAGGUUAAGGGAGGUUCGUCGGUUGAAGAGGAGGCCAAGGGCAAAUUUACCAGGGAGAAGGAUAGAGUUGCUAAGGAAAGGGAUGAAUUUGCAAAGAGAAAAAAAGAUAAAUCUGCAAAGGAAAAGGAAAACAUUGGGAGGACAGCUAAUGAAUUGGACGAGGGUGAGGACGAAGAUGAAAUAGAAGGUGAAAUGCUACAGACUGAUGAGGAUAUUGAUGAGUUGUUUCCCCAGCAUAGUUCCGAAGAGAAGGAACGGAUGGCUUCGGAGUUGACCAAGGCUAUAAGCUCAUUCAAACUAUCAUAUGAAAGUAAUGCUACGAACGGUCCUUCAAAAAAAGGUUCCACGAAGUUUGAAGAAGGGUUGCUGGAGGAAUCUACUUCCGUGACAGGCAAGCAGAAAGAGAAUAGGACAGCUGUUAAGGGAACUGAUAAAUUUGUAAAGGGGAAGACAAAAGUUGGAAAUGAAUUAGAGGAGGAGGAGGAGGACGAUAGAUUAGGUGAAAUGGAUCAGACUGAAAAUUCUACUGAAGAUUGGUCCCCGCACUUGAAUCCCGUAGAAAAGGAGUGGAGGUCUUCAAAGUUGGCCAGGACUUUACUCGAAGCUUCUUUGGCACAGCCUGAUGACGAAUUGGAGGAGGAAAAAGAAGGGCACGUUAGGGAAGAGGACCAGAAAUCGCUCUCUGUGGGGAUUAUUGGGCCGCCCAAUGCUGGAAAGUCGACCUUGACAAAUUUCGUGGUUGGAGAAAAGGUUGCUGCAGUUUCUCGAAAGACAAACACAACAACUCAUGAGGUCCUUGGAGUGUUGACAAAAGGCGAUACCCAAAUUUUGUUUUAUGAUACACCAGGUCUCAUGCUGAAUUAUGCUGGAAAUCCUUAUAAGGAUGUUAGACAGCGUGUUGAAAGUGCAUGGAAUUCAGUUGAGCUCUAUGAUUUACUUAUAGUCGUUAUUGAUGCUCAUCGGCAUCUUACAAGGCCUGAUUCAAGAGUUAUAAAGCUUGUAAAUAAAGUGGGGGAAAAAGUUCAUCCUAAUCAAAAGAGAAUUUUAUGUAUGAACAAAGUUGAUUUAGUUGAAGUGAAGAAAGACCUGUUAAAAGUUGCUAGUGAGUUUGGACACCUGCCUGGAUACGAUAAAUUUUACAUGUUAUCAGGAAUGAAAGGCUCUGGUGUUAAAGAUCUUGUAAAAUAUUUAAUUGAACAGGCGGUUAGGAGACCUUGGGAUGAAGAUCCCAUCACUUUGGAUGAAGAUUCUCUAAAAAACACAUCUCUUGAAGUUGUACGAGAAAAAAUGCUGCACUAUAUACAUCAGGAAAUACCCUAUGAAGUUGAUCAACGCUUGAUUGAUUGGAAGGAAAUGGAAGAUGGAUCUCUACGAAUUGAGCAACAUUUUAUUGUACAUAAACAUACACAUCGCAGGAUUAUUGUUGGGACAAGGGGAUCUAAAAUAAGGGAGAUUGGAAUGGCAGCAAACGAAGAAUUAAGAGCAUUGUUCAAAAGGACAGUACACCUUAUCAUCCAAGUGAGGCUGAAAAGCUGAAAUAUUAUGAAGGUGAUGUUACAAGUAAUACCAAAAGUCACGAAGUCUUUGGCAACACAGUUCCCAGUUUCAUCUAUUUAAGAAGUCUGUUUUAUUUCUUUGCUGCUUGAAGGCUUUGAGAAUCUCAUAUAUGGGAGUUAAUGUUUCUGUUAAAUAUAAACAUUAGGAUUGUAGUUUGGAGCCUGUUUUGUGCUUCUUUUCAAGAAUUAGUUGCUGCAUUAUAUACAACUGUUAGCGAUAUAAUUAUUGUAUUAUAUAUUUAAUUCCAAUCAAUUUCAACAAAGCUUUUUCAGUAGUCGCUGUAAAGAGAUGCAGUAAUUGUUCAGAAGGUGUUAGAUUUCAAUUGAUAGUUUUUUUGAGAGGUUGAAACAUCUCGUUGAACUGCGAGUUAGACCUGAUGUCAGCCAUUCUAUUUUUGAAGUCAUCGAUUUGCUCAAAUUAAAUAAGGAGCAAAAUGCAUUUUUAUAUAUUGUUUUAGCAGCUGUCAAGCAGGUGCUACAAAAACAUGCAAAAGUAAAGUUGUUAAGGAAUCCCAUUGGUUGGGACAUCAAUGUAGUCUGACCAGGCUAUUCUUUUUGUAGUUGAUUUUAAUUGAGUCUUCCAUGCUCUUUUAGAAAAUUA
Molecule: messenger RNA, 3168 nt
Organism: Cryptomeria japonica (Japanese cedar)
Lineage: Eukaryota; Viridiplantae; Streptophyta; Pinopsida; Cupressales; Cupressaceae
Exons: 8
Coding region: 196-2547 (783 amino acids)
Biological process (GO): ribosomal small subunit assembly
Molecular function (GO): GTP binding; rRNA binding; ribosomal small subunit binding
Source: RefSeq, a predicted model, not a curated record